AUGGGUGGAUCUCGCGAGAACAAAGUUAAGUACUUCGCUAAGUUGAAGGAAUUGUUGACCGAAUACAAGUCGAUCUUCGUUGUUGGUGUCGACAAUGUUUCCUCUCAACAAAUGCACGAAAUCAGAAAGGCCUUGAGAGGUGACGCUACCGUGUUGAUGGGUAAGAACACCAUGGUCAGAAGAGCCAUCAGAGGUUUCUUGACUGAGUUGCCAGAGUACGAGAAGUUGUUGCCUUUCGUCAGAGGUAACGUUGGUUUCAUCUUCACCAACAAGGACUUGAAGUCCAUCAGAGAAGUUGUCACUUCCAACGUUGUUGCUGCCCCAGCCAGAGCUGGUGCCGUUGCUCCAAAGGACGUCUGGGUGCCAGCCGGUAACACCGGUAUGGAGCCAGGUAAGACCUCUUUCUUCCAGGCUUUGGGUGUCCCAACCAAGAUUGCCAGAGGUACCAUUGAGAUUGUCUCCGACGUCAAGGUUGUCGAGGCCGGCACCAAGGUCGGUCCAUCCGAGGCUUCCUUGUUGAACUUGUUGAACAUCUCGCCAUUCACCUACGGUAUGACUGUGGUGCAGGUGUACGACAACGGCCAGGUUUUCCCAGCCUCCAUCUUGGACAUCACCGACGAGGAGUUGGUUGCUCACUUUGUGUCUGCCAUCAACACCAUCGCCUCCAUCUCCUUGGCUGUUGGCUACCCAACCUUGCCAUCUGUCGGCCACUCCGUCAUCAACCACUACAAGAACGUCUUGGCCUUGUCUGUGGCUACUGACUACACCUUCGAAGGUUCUGAGGCUGUCAAGGACAGAUUGGCCAACCCAGAGGCUUACGCUGCUGCUGCUCCUGCUGCCGCUGCCGCUGCUUCUACUGAGGCUGCUGCCGAAGAGGCUCCAGCUGAAGAGGCUGAGGAGUCUGACGACGACAUGGGUUUCGGUUUGUUUGACUAA
Molecule: messenger RNA, 936 nt
Organism: Clavispora lusitaniae ATCC 42720
Lineage: Eukaryota; Fungi; Ascomycota; Pichiomycetes; Serinales; Metschnikowiaceae
Gene: RPP0
Product: 60S ribosomal protein uL10
Biological process (GO): ribosomal large subunit assembly; cytoplasmic translation; ribosome biogenesis
Cellular component (GO): cytosolic large ribosomal subunit
Molecular function (GO): large ribosomal subunit rRNA binding; structural constituent of ribosome
Source: RefSeq, a predicted model, not a curated record